ACAAAUUUUAUCCAAAAUAUAAAUUAAUCAACAUUAAAUGCAUUGUUGAUCCAUGUCAUAAUUAGUCAUGUCACAAUUGUUAAUAUAUCAAAAACAAAUUGUACAGAAAACAUCUAAGCAAAAUUUGAAAAACCACUUUUCAACUAAUGCUAUGAGAUUCUUACCAUUGAUAACAGAAGUUUUAGUGUGGAACUUUUAAUAAUUUUAAUAACUUAUUAAAAAAAUUUAAAAAAUCGAUGCAAAUUUCAAAAUUAAAACACUAAAAAAAAUUUAAUACCUGUUUGAUGCAAGCUUUAAAAUUUAAAUAUUUAUGUAUUUUAUAGUGUACAUCGUUAUAUUUUUAUAUAUUAGUGUGAAUAUCUAUUAAAUGAGAUUUCUUACUCAUGUGAUUUUAUGAUUGUUUGUAUCUUGUUGUGACAAAAUAUUUAAGCAAUUAAUUACACAAUAUAACAUAUACGAUUUUUUUUUAAAUUUAUAUGGUUAAUGUGAUUGUUUAAUUUAUUUUAACAAUAUAAAAUUAAAUAAAAAUGAUUAAGGAUACAAAAUUGUUCUCAAAUCUUUAUUAUUAAAAUCAUUAAUUGUUAUAGAUAUAUUUUAAUUACACUAUGAAAUUAAUGUGUCUUUUAUUUAAAUAAAGAAGGAAAAAUAUUAAAUUUAUAGUUUGAGAUUUACGUAAAAGCAUUUUAGUGAUGACAUGUAUAUUAUGGUCAAUAAACUUUCAACAAUAAAAAUGUUGUUAAUGCUCCUCGAAUAAUAUAUAAUGGUCAAUAAACUUUCAACAACAAAAACAAGUUUCCUCGAAACUCCACUUUUACAAUUAUUUGAAGUACUUUGUGGUGGUAUAAUAGAAUGGUGGUAUGGGAAGAGUAUGUGAGUGAUGAGACGAUGGGCACUAUAGCUCCCAUUAUUGUCUAUUGGAUUUACGCUGGAGUUAACCAGUUUCUUAGCCCUUCUUUAGAUAAGUACCGGCUUCACACCCUUGAUGAAGAGAAUGAAAAAAACGUAAUACCGAUCACCACAGUGGUCAAAGGAGUCUUGCUUCAACAGCUUCUCCAAAUCUUAAUUACCCAACUUGGAUUCUUUAUUACUUCCUAUACAGAGGAAACCUCAAGGCCAACGGUCCAACCCUCAGUACUAAUCCAGAUCCUUCAGAUAUUAAUAGCCAUGUUCAUAUUCGACACAUGUCAGUACUUCGUCCACCGCUACAUGCACCACAACAAGUUCCUCUACCGCCACGUCCACUCGCACCACCACCGCCUCGUGGUCCCUUACGCGGUCGGGGCUCUCUACAACCAUCCGGUGGAAGUCAUAUCCGACAUGCUCGGUGGAGCCGCUGCGUUUUUUGGGUCAGGGAUGACGCCGAGAACUAGCGUUUGGCUCUUCUGCCUCAUCACCGUCAAGGCCGUAGAUGAUCACAGCGGUCUACGGCUUCCGGGGAACUUGUUCCACGUUCUGUUCAAGAAUAACGGCGCUUAUCACGACGUUCACCACCAGGUUAACGGCGUUAAGUAUAACUACUCGCAGCCGUUUUUCACGUUCUGGGACAGAGUUAUGGGGACUUACAUGCCGUACAACGUCAUGAAACGGCCCGGAGGAGGGCUCGAGGUUAGGAUGAUGAAGAAACGUUCAUAAUUAUAUGCUCCCUUGUUUCAGUUUAAUUGGUUUGAGUAAAACAUUCCGUUUCAAAAUCAAUGUUGUUUAAAAUUUAUAUGCAAAAUUUAUUAACAAAAUUUUUCAUUUUAUUUUUCUAUUUUUUUAUAUAUGGUGUAUAUGCAUCUUAACGAUAAACCUAACGUUGGCUAAAAUAAAAUGGAGUAUAUACAGAUAACUAGAUAAAUCUUGAUAUUAAUUUCCAUGUAACUAGCUUUACUCAUCUGAUAAUUAACGUUACUCAUCAGAUAGUCAUUUUUAAGUUUUGUCAUAAAAAUAGUCCUAAAAAAAUGACCAAAAUAGCCUCCUCUUUUGUUUAGAAAAUUUUUAUUUUUAUUUUUUAUUUUUAAAAAUUUAAAACACUAUCCCCAAAACUCCACCAAUUAACUCUAAACCUAACUCUAAACUAGUUAACCCUAGAAUAAAUUUUUUACCUUUUAAUAAAAUUUAUUUUGGUCAUUUUUUUUUAAAAAACUAUUUUUGUGACAAAAACUCAAAAAGACUAUCUUAUAAAAUUUUUCUUAGCUUACUUUUCAUUCAAUAACGUAUGUCAAAAUCUACCAUUGAUAAUAGUGUCAGUUAUUCUGUAGCUUUGGAGAAGUUAAAAGUAUUUCCAAAAGAGAUAUCUACGACCUUAAAAAACGCAUUGGUCUGUUGCAUAUCUAUGGAACAAGACGGUCACAUGAUGAUAAUUGUGAAGCUAGCCAAGAGACAACACGUGACAAAGUAAGUAAGACGCAUUCAUUCACACAAGAUUAACUCAAGACACUUGGAGAAACGUUUAAAAUCAGACGGGCAAA
Brassica napus (rape) is the source of this 2450-nucleotide messenger RNA. Its product is annotated as very-long-chain aldehyde decarbonylase GL1-9-like. The coding region runs from base 850 to 1632 and encodes 260 amino acids. NCBI's taxonomy places the organism in Eukaryota, Viridiplantae, Streptophyta, Magnoliopsida, Brassicales, Brassicaceae. Gene Ontology annotation, molecular function: iron ion binding; oxidoreductase activity. Gene Ontology annotation, biological process: lipid biosynthetic process. The record is from RefSeq and is a predicted model, not a curated record. The transcript has 2 exons.